This is a messenger RNA of Onychomys torridus (southern grasshopper mouse), 7264 nucleotides long. RefSeq names its product RNA binding motif protein 15 (gene Rbm15). The coding region runs from base 847 to 3729 and encodes 960 amino acids. The record is from RefSeq and is a predicted model, not a curated record. Gene Ontology annotation, biological process: regulation of alternative mRNA splicing, via spliceosome. The transcript has 3 exons. Gene Ontology annotation, cellular component: nucleus. Lineage: Eukaryota; Metazoa; Chordata; Mammalia; Rodentia; Cricetidae. Gene Ontology annotation, molecular function: mRNA binding.
GGCUGGACUUCCCGGGACAGCUGCCUAAGGGGAUCGAGGGCCAACAGCCGGAGGGACCACCGACCCCAUUGUCCCGCCCCGACAGGACCGUGCGGAGCCCGCAAGUUCCAGACUCGAAGGACCGAAGCAGAGCCAAGUACGCCGUAGGUCCUAACAAAUGUUCAAGAGAACGCCGAAAGCGCGGGGAGGCGGGCCGGACUCACUGUCACCAUCUCGCGACAGCUAAGUGACGUCGCACAGCAAGCGCGUGUUCCAGUCUUUCACCUUCAGACGCCUCAGUUUGUGGGCCUACUCCUUUAAGUAAGUGAUGGACAGCGCUGUUGCCCAAUCAGUUUCCUCGUCAACAUCCAAUCAGAUUUAAACUUCCUCCAGCCGCCGGAGAAGUUGGAAGACUGGGGUCGAAAGAGAGCGAGAGAGUGAGCGAGUGAGCUCUUUGUCUCUCGCGAGAUUGGGGAGAGCCAAGUUCUCAGAAAAAAACGCCAGAACUGAUGUCCGGACUUCCCAAGUAGUGGUUUAAAGGACGUGGUCACAAGCCAAUGAAAGGGAAGAGAAGGUGGGCUCGCUGCUUUCGCCGUGCUAGAAGUACCGUUACAGGGCAGACUUUUUGUCCAAUCAACGCCUCCAGGCUUUGGGUCAGGUGACCAUGAAGUGCGAGGGGGCGGAGCUACGGCCUGGCGCGAGGAACCGUUAAGACAGACAACGAAUAUAACCAAUGAGGUACUCCGAUUAGGGCGUUGGGAACCCAAUAACAGCGUCGAGGCGGGCGCCUUCCCGGAGCGCGGGGAGAUGUAAAGACGGACAAAUACUUUUUCCAAUGAGAAGGCUGAAGAGUGAAUUAAUUGACCAAUGAGGUCUGCGGGGCGGGAGCCUGUGCCGCGGCGGAGUCCAAGAUGGCGGCGUGCGAGUCCGCUGUGUGAAACGAGCGCGGGGUGGCGGGUUAGUCAGCUCCGCAGAGACGACCUCCGGCGACCCUCCACGAUGAAAGGCAAGGAGCGCUCGCCGGUCAAGCCCAAACGCUCCCGGGGUGGCGAGGACUCCAGUUCUCGCGGAGAACGGAGCAAGAAGUUAGGGGGCUCUGGCGGCAGCAAUGGGAGCAGCAGCGGGAAGACGGACAGCGGCGGGUCGCGGCGGAGCCUUCACCUGGACAAGUCCAGCAGCCGAGGGGGCAGCCGCGAGUAUGACACUGGCGGGGGCAGCUCCAGUAGCCGCUUGCAUAGUUACAGCUCCCCGAGCACCAAAAAUUCCUCAGGCGGGGGCGAGUCGCGCAGCAGCUCCCGGGGUGGAGGCGGGGAGUCACGUUCCUCCGGGGCCGCCUCCUCCGCGCCUGGCGGCGGGGACGGCGUGGAGUACAAGACCCUGAAGAUCAGCGAAUUGGGGUCCCAGCUGAGCGACGAAGCGGUGGAGGACGGGCUGUUUCACGAGUUCAAACGCUUCGGUGAUGUAAGUGUCAAAAUCAGUCACCUCUCGGGUUCUGGCAGCGGGGAUGAGCGGGUAGCCUUUGUGAACUUCCGGAGGCCAGAGGACGCGAGGGCGGCCAAGCAUGCCCGAGGCCGCCUGGUGCUCUACGACCGGCCUCUGAAGAUCGAAGCCGUGUAUGUGAGCCGGCGCCGCAGCCGCUCCCCGUUAGACAAAGAUACUUACCCUCCGUCGUCCAGCGUGGUCGGAACCUCUGUGGGUAGCCACAGGCACGCCCCAGGAGGAGGUGGAGGUCAGAGAUCGCUGUCCCCUGGCGGUGCUGCCUUGGGAUACAGAGACUACCGGUUGCAGCAGUUGGCGCUUGGCCGCCUGCCGCCUCCACCCCCACCACCACUGCCCCGAGAGCUGGAAAGAGAACGAGACUAUCCGUUCUAUGACAGAGUGCGCCCAGCUUAUAGUCUUGAGCCAAGGGUGGGAGCUGGAGCAGGUGCUGCCCCUUUCCGAGAAGUGGAUGAGAUAUCACCCGAGGAUGAUCAGCGUGCCAACCGGACACUUUUCUUGGGCAACUUAGACAUCACUGUGACCGAAAAUGAUCUGAGAAGGGCUUUUGAUCGCUUCGGAGUCAUCACAGAAGUGGACAUUAAGAGGCCUUCUCGUGGCCAGACCAGUACCUAUGGUUUUCUCAAAUUUGAGAAUCUAGACAUGUCUCACAGGGCCAAACUAGCAAUGUCUGGCAAAAUUAUAAUUAGGAAUCCAAUCAAGAUUGGUUAUGGUAAAGCCACACCCACUACCCGACUUUGGGUGGGUGGUCUGGGACCUUGGGUGCCUCUUGCUGCCCUGGCACGAGAAUUUGAUCGAUUUGGCACCAUACGAACCAUAGACUACCGAAAAGGUGAUAGUUGGGCGUAUAUUCAGUAUGAAAGCUUGGAUGCAGCUCAUGCUGCCUGGACCCAUAUGCGUGGAUUCCCACUUGGUGGCCCAGAUCGUCGCCUUAGAGUAGACUUUGCAGACACAGAACAUCGUUAUCAGCAGCAGUAUCUUCAGCCUCUGCCCUUGACUCAUUAUGAACUAGUGACAGAUACUUUUGGACAUCGAGCACCUGACCCUUUGAGGAGUGCUCGGGAUAGGACACCACCCUUACUAUACAGAGAUCGAGAUAGGGACCUUUACACUGAUUCCGAUUGGGUGCCACCCCCACCACCAGUUCGAGAACGCAGUGCUCGUGCUGCAGCUAGUGCUGUGACUGCUUAUGAGCCACUGGAUAGCCUUGAUCGAAGGAGGGAUGGCUGGUCAUUGGACAGGGACAGAGGUGAUCGGGAUUUGCCCAGCAGCAGGGACCAGCCAAGGAAACGAAGGCUGCCUGAGGAAAGUGGAGGACGGCACCUGGAUAGAUCACCUGAGAGUGACCGGCCACGAAAACGUCACUGCACUCCCACUCCUGACCGAAGUCCAGAACUGAGCAGUAACAGAGAUCGCUACAACAGUGACAAUGAUCGAUCCUCCCGUCUUCUUUUGGAAAGGCCUUCUCCAAUCAGAGAUAGACGGGGUAGUUUGGAGAAGAGCCAGAGUGACAAGCGAGACCGUAAAAACUCUGCAUCAGCUGAACGGGAUAGGAAGCACCGGACAGCUGCUCCUUCAGAGGGGAAAAACCCUCUGAAAAAGGAAGAACGGUCAGAUGGCAAUGCCCCCAGUGCCAGCACUUCUUCAUCAAAGCAGAAACCUCCUUCCCAGAAACAGGAUGGAGGGACAGCUCCUGUGGCUGCAUCCUCUCCCAAACUCUGUUUGGCUUGGCAGGGCAUGCUUCUACUGAAGAACAGCAACUUCCCGUCCAACAUGCAUCUAUUGCAGGGUGACCUCCAAGUUGCUAGCAGUCUACUUGUAGAGGGUUCAACUGGAGGCAAAGUAGCCCAGCUCAAGAUCACUCAGCGUCUCCGUUUGGACCAGCCCAAGUUGGAUGAAGUAACUCGUCGCAUCAAAGUGGCAGGGCCCAAUGGUUAUGCCAUACUUCUGGCUGUACCUGGAAGUUCUGACAGCCGACCCUCCUCUUCCUCAGCCACAUCAGACACUGCCACCUCUACUCAGAGGCCACUUAGGAACCUUGUGUCCUAUUUAAAGCAAAAGCAGGCAGCUGGGGUGAUCAGCCUCCCUGUGGGAGGCAACAAAGACAAGGAAAACACCGGGGUUCUUCAUGCCUUCCCACCUUGUGAGUUCUCUCAGCAGUUCCUGGAUUCCCCUGCCAAGGCACUGGCCAAAUCUGAAGAAGAUUACCUGGUCAUGAUCAUUGUCCGUGCAAAACUGGUGAACAGCGGAUGAAGAUACGGAAUUCAAAGCUCUAAUGGACCUUUUUGAAGAGAAGUUGUGGCUUAUGUGGAGUUUACAUGGGCCUCUGAUGGAAGAAAGCUAAUCUGUUUAGUAUUUUGUGCAUUUUACUAAAAUGGCAGCUUAACAUUGUGUAUCUGCUAUUGUGAUGCCAAUGCCGGUGUUUUAAGUGGAAAAAUGACCUCUUUGCUUUGUGCUGUGUACACAAGAUUUCUGGAAAAGUAAAGGAAAACCCUUUUUAUGGCUCACACAGCUUAAAAGUAGCUGUCACUCAAACAUGGGCUCACAGUUGAGCUGCUUUUGUUUUAUUCUAAAUAAAUUGUUUCUUUUGAGGAAAAUGUUUUUCUGCCUGGAAGUGAAUUGACGGCAAACCUUGACCCCUUUGUUUGCAGCGGAGGGGGUACUUGUUGCUGCUCAGAUCUUGUAUGUCUUGAGCAAGAAGCAGGGAGACCAUCAAUUUCAUUUUGACUAUCACGGUGUGUCAAUUCUGAAGGAUCAUAGUGUUACAGUGACCCCCUUUGUUUGCAGUGAAGGGGAUCCUUUGCUUCUCGGUCCUCAACACGAUGAGGGUGCUGUUUGCUGGUGUGCAAGAAGCCGGGGCAAGCACCCUAAACCUCACCACAGUGCACGAGUCGGGGGCUUUGCUGGUUUGAAGAGCCGGAGUUCCUGAAAUUUAAGUUUUGAUUUAUUUUGUUCACCCAUCACGUUUGGCUUUAGUUUCAUUUUUUAAUUUGAAGAAAAGUUUGAAAUUGCAUUAUCUUGCACUUUUAACAUUUGCACCAAAUUGCCAAAAGAAGGAGAAAUGCUCCGGUUGCUUUUUAAAUGUUAAUGAUGUUAAUAAAGCCUUUCCUGACACAUUUGAGGAGCUCCUCCGUCUCCAGGGGCUUCUUACCAGAGUUAUGCAGUGAUGGGUUUAGUUCUGAAUGGAUGAAGAGUUCCUGAGAGCUAGCGUUUGUAAUUAGAACCGUUACUUGGUAUCUGUGCCUUAUUUGACCUGUGGUUCUACAUGCCUUGGAUGUGCAUGCAUCGUGACGGUUUCAUAGGUACGAACGCACACUCAGGCCCAGUCACUUCGGUUGGUAGUACAGAGUGUGAGGAAAAAAAAUGGAGGCAUCCUUAAGGAGGAGAAAGUGUUUGCCUUUAGUUCCUGCAUUAUCCUGUACAGGGGCUCUUGAGCUUUGGAAGCCUGUUCCCAGUACAGGAGAAAAACUCCAGUUUGCAGCAGAAUACUUCAGUGCACAGUGACAACGCUGGAGUUCAAGAGGAAGCCAGCAAUUCUGCACCUUUGGCUUCAGAUACCAUGGUUCUUUGCCAGUUUUAAACUUAACUAGUUGCAGACGAAGACCAUCUUGACAUGCAGGCUUGUUUGGGCUUGUUUUGAAUUUUAACCUCGGAUGGAAGAGCCCUAGUGCUGUCUUGUCUCCAUGCGGGAUGAUGAUUGCUAGGCAACAGGUGAUUAUCAACCAAGGAUGCCACGGUUAUACUCUGCAAGGUGGUGUUCCAGUGGUAAACAGCUGUAUAAACUUGUAAACAGGAACUACUGACAAAACCUAUAGCUGACUUUUGGAUAUGGCUUUAUUACUCAGCAACUAAAAGAUGAGUUCUAAUGCCAGACUUCUGGCACUGGCAUUGUCCUCCUGUUUCUAUAGAAACUGGGUUGAAAGUCAGAGCUGCACAGAGGGAAAGGGUAAGUUUCUUUUAAUUCCAUAUUAUAAACCCAUACCUUACCGGCCUGGUAUCAGUUUCCACAUAAAAGUGAGUGGUAAAGUAUUCUCAAGUAGGAACUACUAAUUUUCACUUGAAAGGAAACUGACAUCAAGUCAUUAAAUAUAAUGAGGGUUUAAAUAUGGAUUUAUUUUUCUAGUGACUCUGACUUCACAUUUCUUAAAGGAAUGAACUCAGAAUUAUCACUGUCAGUUUUUACUCAAGGGGGUCACAGUAUUGAUUUUUUUUUUUUAUCCUAUUCUAUUACACCUUUCUGGUAAGUGAAAAGUGAAAUAUAGAAUAUAUAUGGGGGCGUUGUAAAAAUCUGCAUGGUUUAUGUCUCUUUGUAGAUGUCCAUUUCUUUUUUCCAUUGUAAAACAAGUUCUAUUCUACUGACCAGUUCUUAGCCUCUUUUUCUCUUUUAGCUAAAGGAUGAGUACCUCUCUUGGGACAUAUGCAUAUGUUCUCAUCUAGGCUCGGACGUAUUGUUUGUAGAUUUUAAGACACCUGCCAAUUGGUGAGUCAUCCUAUUGCUGUGGCUUCGGAGGACUUUACUAGACAGCUGUAGAAUUUAGAUAUGAAGUUGGUAUACUUGAUAAUGCAAACUCCUACGAUUUACAGCUUGGUGUGUUUAAAUAACAUUAAAAUCUGACUAGCUUUGAGAUGGAAAGAAAGACAUUCUGAGCUUUCACUUUUAAAAAUGAUAUUAGAGGAUAUAUUAUUACAUACUAUUAGAGGAAAAAAUUGAUCUUUUCCCCCACUAAAAGAACAUGUGUUAGUUGUGCAGACCAAAGAGAAGCACACUUUGGCUUUAUUUCCAUCAAGAUUUGUAGAUUUGUCAGUUGUAAAAAUAGUAUGCUGUAAAAGUUGGUCAGGUAUGGUGGCACGUGACUGUAAUCCCAACACUUGGAGGAUAAGGUUGGAGGAUUAUGAGAUUCAAGCCAGCCUGAACUACAUAGUGAGAUCCUGUCUGGAAAAAGAAGUUUGUCAGUGGGAUAAGUAAACUCUUAUUAAAUGUGUCCUUAGUUCAUGCCUGAAAUUAGGUUAUUAUUAAAAAUUUUAUAUGACUCAUUAGUUUUUAUUUUGCUAGCUGGGGCUUAUAUAAGGUAGAAACAACUGAAUUUAUGAUUUUUUUUUUUUUUUUAGGGGGAAGCAAGAGCAGGAAGAUGGCUAGAAAGUUUGGCGUACUGCUUGCUGUAAAGCAUCCAGGUGCAUCUAUUCCUUAAGAAUAGUCAGUUUGUCCUGGUUUUAAAAUGAAAAAUCCAAGAUUUCAUCAGGCUGGAGAGAUGGUUCAGUGGUUAAGAACAUUUGCUGUUCUUCCAAAGAAUCCAAGUUCCAUUCUCAACACCCACUUGGCAGCUCACAACCCAGUCCCAAGGGAUCCAUUGCCCUCUUCUGGCCUCCAUGGGCACUGCGUACACAUGGUAAACAGACAUGUAGGUAGAACACGCAUAGACAUGAAAAUAAUAUCUUUAAAAAUCUAGGGAACCCCCUUCUGAGCAGCCCAGUCAGUCACUCUGAUCCUAGUUCACUCUCAACAUCCCUGAAGAGUUCUCACUAAAGUUUAGGGUUUUGUAGUGUAGUCUUGGGACUUUGUUUUCUUUUCUAGACAAGGUCUUGCUAUAAAAUCAAGGCUAGUCUUAAGCAAUUGACAGUCCCGCCCCCUCAUUCUUCUGAAUGCUGAGGUUAUAGGCAAUGUAUCACCACACCUGCUACUAAGUUCUCACUGCUGACUGUUUUGUACUGAAAGAUUUUAUUGUAUAAUAGCUUCUGCUGGAGUGGGUCAGUGUGUUAGAGUUUUUAAUUUGUUUUCUAGGUAUUUGUG